This is a messenger RNA of Seriola aureovittata, 5014 nucleotides long. Its product is annotated as sodium/hydrogen exchanger 2-like. Gene Ontology annotation, cellular component: membrane. Gene Ontology annotation, biological process: regulation of pH; proton transmembrane transport; sodium ion transport. Bases 134 to 2671 code for a protein of 845 amino acids. The transcript is spliced from 13 exons. Lineage: Eukaryota; Metazoa; Chordata; Actinopteri; Carangiformes; Carangidae. The record is from RefSeq and is a predicted model, not a curated record. Gene Ontology annotation, molecular function: sodium:proton antiporter activity.
UAAAAAUGAUGUAGAGUUUUUAUCUACUACAGCCUGUUGAAGGUGGACAACAGACAUUUUUUCAAUGUUAUGGAGCUCAUAUUUUGAGUGUUUUGUUACUCACAUUGGAAAUACUUGAGAUCUGUGUUCACCGAUGGAAAUGGGGACCUCGGUUUUACCUGAAGUCAGGACUCAAAGAGGAGUUUUUUGCAUGUUUCUGCUCCUCUUGCUCUGCUGCUUGGCUGGAAAAUGUGAGCUUCAGAAAUCAAAACCUUUAUCGACAACCGACCUCCCCACUGUCAAACCUUUCCAAGAUCAAAACAAUGAACCACAGGCCUUCCCCGAAGAGGAGAGGGCCAGCCUCCCUGUGUUUACUAUGGACUACCCUCGGAUACAAGUCCCCUUUGAGUUUACAUUAUGGAUACUGUUGGCCUCCUUUGCCAAAAUUGGUUUCCACAUUUACCACAAAAUCACCAUCUGGAUCCCAGAAUCCUGCCUCCUGAUUACCAUCGGCCUCAUCGUCGGCGGCAUCAUGCACUCAGUUAAAGAGGAGCCCCCGGCUGUGCUCAGCUCCAAUGUCUUCUUCCUCUACAUGCUCCCACCCAUCGUUCUCGACAGCGGCUACUUCAUGCCCACAAGGCCGUUCUUCGAAAACGUUGGCACGGUGCUGUGGUACGCCGUGGUGGGAACUCUGUGGAACAGUAUUGGCAUCGGGCUUUCUCUGUUCGCCAUCUGCCAGUUUGAGGCGUUUGGCGUUCAAGAUAUCAACCUGCAGGAGAACUUGCUGUUUGCCUCCAUCAUCUCGGCUGUGGACCCAGUGGCUGCUCUGAAUGUGUUUGAGGACAUCGGAGUCAACGAGCAGAUUUACAUAGUCAUAUUUGGAGAGGGACUCUUCAAUGAUGCUGUCACUGUGGUACUGUACAGCAUGUUUUCAUUCUUAGCAGACCUGCCCAUUGUUGAAUCCACUGACGUGUUCCUUGGAGCUGCCCGGUUCUUCGUGGUGGCGGCCGGCGGUAUCCUCUUUGGCCUUCUGUUUGGAUUCGUGGCAGCGUUCACCACACGUUUCACCCACAACGUCCGUCAGAUCGAGCCCCUCUUCGUCUUCAUGUACAGCUACCUGGCGUACCUGGUGGCCGAGCUGUUUGCCAUCUCCAGCGUCCUGGCCAUUAUCACAUGUGCUAUCACCAUGAAGUACUACGUGGAGGAGAAUGUGUCUCAGAGAUCCUGCACCACCAUUCGCCAUGUGGUGAAGAUGCUGGCAACCGUCUCCGAAACCCUCAUCUUCUUCUUCCUGGGUGUUGUUACUAUAACGACCGAACACGAGUGGAACUGGGCCUACAUCCUGUUUACGCUGCUCUUUGCCUUCAUCUGGAGAGGACUGGGAAUUCUGGUGUUGACACAGAUCAUCAACCCGUUCCGUACCAUCCAGUUCAAUUUCAAGGACCAGUUUGGACUCGCCUACGGAGGCCUACGAGGGGCAAUCUGCUUCGCCCUGGUCUUCACCUUGCCCGAUAACAUCAACAGAAAGAAUCUGUUUGUCACGGCUUCGAUCGCAAUGAUUAUAUUCACUGUUUUCAUACAGGGCAUCAGCAUCCGUCCCAUCGUAGAGUAUUUAAACAUCAGGAGGACCAACAAAGACCUGAACACCAUCAAUGUAGAGAUCCACACCAGGGUGAUGGAGCAUGUUGUCUGUGGUAUUGAGGACCUGUGUGGCCAGUGGAGUCACUACUACUGGAAAGACAAGUUUAAGAAGUUCAACGAUCGUGUUUUGAGGCGUAUCCUGCUUCGAGACAACAGGGCUGAGUCCAGUAUUGUGUCUCUGUAUAAGAAACUGGAACUGCAGAACGCCAUUGAAAUACUGGACACACCUGUGGCAGACCUCAGUGCAGCGCCAUCUAUUGUCUCUCUGCAUGAUGAGAUGAAGGAGGCAUCUCGACCGAAGAAGAAGUUCCUGGCUGCUGACGUGAGGAAAAUGCACGACAUCCUGUCAAAUAACAUGUACAAGAUCCGACAAAAGACGAUGGCGUACACCAACAAGUACAGUCUGCCCGACGAAAGCCGAACCAGGGAGAUUCUGAUCCGCCGCCACGCGAGCAUCAGACGCAGUCUCCGUCCUGGAAGUCUCCGUGAGAUGCCAGCACUAAACAUCCCCAAGUCUCAGAGGUACUACUCCCUGCAGGCCGGUGGAGAUCUGGAGUCUGCCCUCAGAAGACGAAGUUUCGGUGGUAGUGAGUUGGAUCGUCUCUCAGCUCGUCUCCAGUCCUCUGGUGUGUCGCCCCGCUCCUCGUCCCGCUCCUCGUCCAGCUCUCUGGUUCCUUUAAGGAGGUUGAACACCAUCCAGGAGUCUGGGAGUGCAGGGGAGCAGCCAGCUGCCUCUCCCCGCCCACACUCUCCAUCUCUUGGAGUACGCCCUUCGGACGAGAGGGGUCCUGGAAAUCUUGGUGGUUCCAGCUUCAGAGUCAGGAGAGCACCAGCUCCCGCACCCAGCAGACCCAGCUCAGAUUGGGCAGAAGGAGACGAAGACCCUGCCAACCCCGAACCUCCAGGGGGAGGGGUGGAACCAGUGCGACCUCCCCAGCUACCAGCACCUCGUGGCUGGGUACCUGAGAACCAGGAUGCCAGAGAAAAUGGGGCAGGAAAUCCCCUACUUAGACACUCGUCACAGGGGUCUCGAGGCUCAGGGAGAUCAUGACGAACAGAGGACCGAGGGAAGGAUUUUGAAUCAGGUCGGCUGCUCCGGAGCACGAACAAGAGGCUCAUUUACAAACUUGAACUUCAAAACGGAAGAGUUUAGUUGAAAAAGAAAAAAGACUCUUGAUAUUACCUGCCUGUUCUCUUAAUUAUGCUGGGGGGGUUUUUUAACUCAUCUUUUCUAGAUAAAAUGUGGCUAUUUUACUUUUAAUUCAAUGAACAGAGAGGUGGUAGUGUCCACAUCCCACCCUCUGUUUAAGACAACAGGUGACAAUCAGCAAAGGAAAAUACCUUGGAUUUUAGCUCCCAAAAAAGUUUGAAAAAUGAUCCCAGCAGGAUUGAAAUGUCUUUCAAUCUAAAGAAAACUAAUAGUACGUUUUUUUCCUGAACCAAGUUCCGGCUUUCUGCCUCCUGAAAUCUUUCUGUUUGCAAAAUCAAAACUGCAAUCCUGUAAUGCAACAUGCAGGGCCCUCGUCUGCAUGGUAUGCAAGUGUUUUUGCACACACACACCCUUUUUUUAUUUGUCAGUUUUUAUAAUUGUGCAUCGGUUUAUUUGUGUGUGCCAAUAGAGGGCACAAAUUGGAAGCCAUGAAAGUCAAUAGUUUAAAUGACUGUAAUAUUUAAAGUGAGCAUACACUACAUUAUGUACUGGUAUGGUUUUAAUGUGGCAUGAGCACUGUAUGAAAGUAAAUACAUUCAUGCUGAUGUUGCCUUUCCAUCUGUGCAAACAAAUACUCAACAUUAGCUCCACAUGAUCCUUGUUGUCAUCUUGUAAAAAUAGCACAUUUUCUGCACUAAGCCAGAAACAAAGGGAUUAAUGAGUGACUUCAGCUGUCAUUCAAGCCCACGCAAGGCAGGCCUCUUGGUUACUUCCAUACAGUCAGUGCAAGAAUAAUACAUUUGCUAGAGAGAGAAAAAACUGUAUUAAUCGGGUUGUUAUUGGUUAUCUAUAUUUUACCACAACCCCCCCCCACCACCACCACCACCACCAUCCAAUGAAACAGAUGGCAGCAACGUUGCCUCUGCAGUGUCGGCUAAAAUUAUCUGCGAGUUAAACGUGGAGUUUGAGCCAGUAACUCACACAAGUUCGGAGGAAAUAUAGUAAAGAUUCUUUCUUUCUUUUUUUGCAUGUUACACAACAAACCUCGUCUCAUCAUUGUAAGUCUAAUUCUGAUUUAUUUAACCUUGAGUCUUACAUCUAAAGAUUUGAGGUAGCGACUUCCUUCUGGAUAUAGAUCCACUUAUAUAACCAGAUGACAAACGGACAUGGAGUAAUGUUACACUAUUGAAUUAUACCAUUUAACCAAUGCAUUUGAAAGCAGGCAGAGGACCCACAGGUAUUAUCAAACUCAAGGAAGACUGUUUAGUGCUCUAUCUCCUCUCUGCUGUUGGCUUUAAUGUCCUCUUUUAUUAGUCCACCCGACUCCCUGACAGCCUUCCUCGCCCAGUGUCAUCUUUCAACGUUUACGUCUUUAUAUCUGCCAGGCACAGAGAGCGAAUGUUAUAAAAUAUCAGUUUUUCUGCACAGUGCUUUCUGAUAAUGUCGUUUCUUAAAGGUCCUCCUCCGAAGAAACCUGAUUCCUCUGGAAAUUCAGCAAAUAAAAAGGAUGUGGAAAAGAAGCAGAGGCGUUCAAAGUCCCACUUAAAAUUGCAUUUUGGCAACAACUUGCUGCCUGUAACUUAUCUGCUGACACACGGGAAUGUAUGUACAAAAUCAAAUUCUGCAUGGUCGCAGCAGCAGAGGGCUGGAAAUGUUCAAAUAAAACGGCACCAAAUUUACAUCUUUUCUCAUAACUUUGAGGCAGAAAAGAUGCAGUUAAUUUACAGUAUUUAAUUCUCUCUGCCUUUGGUAGAAAUUAUAUUUCAAAUCUCUGUUUGGAGUGACUGGGAGAAACAUUUUGUGUUGGAAAGUCAAUGAAAAGACUACAAAGAGACACAAGACAACUACAAAGAUACACAAAAGGAGCAAAUAGAUAAAAACUGACAACAAAGCGACGUUAAACACUGACAAAUGAUACAGCUUGUCAUUUAUUUUGUGUCUGGCGUCCUAUGGAGGAGGGGUGGGAGGGCUUUUACAGGUCUAUGCCCAUUCGUUCAUAUUAAUCAAACAUCAGCUCAUAUCAAUAAUUUUCUAAAAACCUGAGAAAAAUGAAGCUUGAUUUUUUAGGAAAUACACGAAACAAAGUUCAUUUGUAUUAAAAACAGGUUGAUGAGGAGAUUUUGUGCUGUUGAUUUGUUUUGCAACAAACACCACAUAACUGUUACAAAUGUGUUGGCAUUUAUUGUGAAAGUGUUUACAUUAACUAACAAGGUGCAUCAUUAAUUUCUCAUGUCAGAACUGAGU